This is a messenger RNA of Sugiyamaella lignohabitans, 867 nucleotides long. It is a transcript of the gene MRPL24, whose product is annotated as mitochondrial 54S ribosomal protein YmL24/YmL14. The transcript has a single exon. Gene Ontology annotation, cellular component: mitochondrial large ribosomal subunit. The record is from RefSeq and is a predicted model, not a curated record. Lineage: Eukaryota; Fungi; Ascomycota; Dipodascomycetes; Dipodascales; Trichomonascaceae. Bases 1 to 867 code for a protein of 288 amino acids. Gene Ontology annotation, molecular function: structural constituent of ribosome.
AUGUGGAGGUCAGUUAGAGCGUCUGCCGAGGGCGUUUUUGGCGUACAGUCGCGACAGUUCUCGAGCAGCUCGGUAGCGGGGCGAAUUUACGCCCAUGUGGUGCGCCGGCGCGUCAAACAGGUCAAGCCUGUGGAGAUUGGAGAUCCUAAUAUCAAUGCCCUUCAUAAGAGAGCCAAGGAGAUCCCUCAGUAUCCUUAUGGCGAGGCCACGCUGUAUAAACAGUCGAAUCGAGGCCUGUAUGGCGGUCGAAUGAUCCAAUUCGGAAACAAAGUGUCAGAUUUCGGCAACAGAAACAUGCGCACUUUCAAGCCCAAUGUCCAUUGGAACAAGCUGUGGAGUGAAGCUCUUAAUAAACAAAUCAACAUCCGAGUGGUGGCAUCAGUUUUAAGGACGAUAACUAAAGAGGGAGGUAUUGAUAAUUAUCUCAUUAAAGACAAGCCUGCUCGGAUCAAGGAGCUCGGUCCUUUGGGCUGGAAACUGCGGUACCAAGUGUUAAAGAAAUUAGAGAAGAAAGAAGCACAAGACAAGACUCGACCAAAACCUGUGCGUGUUAUUGAAAAUAGUACUAGCGAAGUCAGUGCUGUUGAUAGCGAAAGUGCCAGUGAAGCAGCUGCUGCGUCUGCCAAAUCGGUUCCUAUCUACGCUGAAUACACGUCGCAGACCAACGAAGGCUCGACCUAUCUCAUUACUGUAGGACGAAUCAACCUACUCAAGAGACUGUUCGGACAAUUGAGAGCCCAGGGCUCGCAAGACGCCCAGUCCUAUAAGCAUUUCAUCUCCUUGUACAAAGACCUGCCCAUGCACGACACCCUACAAAAGCUCGAGGCCACCGGCUAUGACCUGACCCUCGUCUCGUACCAGCCAUAA